AUGAACAUCACACCACGAUCCGUCCUCGCUGUCAUCAUCCUUGUUGCGGUUCUCUUGACAUUUUCACAUGGUCUUGUUGCUGCAUCUCCAUUCCAACCUCUUCAACCACAAUUCCUAUCCACCUUGUCCGAACAUGCCACCUCUCAACAAAUAGUUGAAUAUUAUUUCUAUGAAAAUGUGUACACAGACGCAAAUUGCACUCAACGCACAGGAGCCAAAUUCUUAAAAGCAGCAGCAACCACUCCAUGUGUUGCUGGUCCUCCUCAGGUCACCUGUCAACAAAUUACCGGUUUCAACUUGUAUGGUUAUCGAACUUGUGUUUCCACUCCACCAAAAGUUGAAUCUGGAAUGGGAGCUCUUGCUUUUUAUAACAAUCAAAAUUGUUCCAACACUGCUUCAACAACACUCACUUCAACAACAUUACCACCCUCUUCCACUAUUCCACACAGUGUUGAAGUGGUUGUGUAUUAUCCCAUGUUUGAAUGUACCACCGAUGUGUUUGAUGUUUCAUCCAGAGUCAAAUUGGACACUUUGAAAUAUCACAUGUUUAAGGGAGAUUUGACAUGUAAACAAGAGACGGAUUCAUGGGAGGUGGAUACUUCAUGUGCACCCUAUGGACCUAGUGGUUCCAUGUUGUUUGUGAUUAAUCCUGCAAUGGUUUAUUAUGACAUGUAUACAGAUGCUUCAUGUACCAAGUCAACCUUGUCACUCGUCGUUGCGAAUGCUUCGUGCACUCCAAGUCAAACAUGUUCAAGAAUUGAAAUGUUUCCAACUUUGGAGUUUUAUGGUUAUCGUUCUUGUCAUUCAAGUGUUCCAGCUCCAAGACAAGGUCAAGUCAUGUCAGUCAGAUAUGGAAAUGCCACUACAUGCAAAUUACCUAGAAUACCCAUGAUUUCUUAUUUACCAAAUGGUGUCUGUUCUCCUUUUGAUCCUUUCAUCACUUCAAUGACUAAUUUUAGUGCAAUGGCCACUUGUUCUCAGUACACUUCCUACUAUGGUGAAAACUGCGGGGCUAGUAAUGUAUACACUCAAUAUACUACCACGAACAACAACAAUAAUGGAGCAAUCUGUUCAAAAACUAAUGACGCGACAGGAUUUUCAUUAAGCUGUAACUCACUUCCAAUGGCCAAUGGAUAUAUCUCCUAUGACUUGUAUUCAGACAAUGUAUGCACAAAGAGAAUUGGAAAUCCUUCAUCAUUCGCUCUCAUGAAACCAAGUCAACUUUGCAUUCCCAAUACAAAUUGUGUCCUUGUUCCAGGAACGAAUAACAUGUAUGGUGUUUCAAAUUGUUCGAACACAUUGCCAACUCCACCACCAGGACAAAUGGUCAUGCAUUCAUUCGCUAGCAAUGAUUGUUCUUCAAGCUCUCUUAAAUAUUCACAAUAUUAUGCAAUUGGUGUCUGUACGGCCAAUAUGAUGGGAACUGGAAGUAUCAUGCCAAUAUCAUGCUCCUCCUAUAUUUCAUAUUCAGAUACAAAGUGUCAGAACUUUAUCAGCCAACUCAAUUACACUGCAGGAGUUUGUACACCCAAUGGUGCUGGAAAUACGCUUACCUUUGCAUGCAAUCUACCAAAACAGAGUGCAAGUACUAAGAGAGGUGUUUCAAUGGGUGUUUCCACCAUGAUGAUGGAGCAUCAUUGUGCAAUCAUGAUGUUGUUCAUGUUGUUACUUGUAUUUAUUGCUUAA
This is a messenger RNA of Naegleria lovaniensis, 1686 nucleotides long. RefSeq lists its product as uncharacterized. Lineage: Eukaryota; Heterolobosea; Eutetramitea; Acrasida; Naegleriidae. Bases 1 to 1686 code for a protein of 561 amino acids. The record is from RefSeq and is a predicted model, not a curated record. The transcript has a single exon.